Spea bombifrons (plains spadefoot toad) is the source of this 1496-nucleotide messenger RNA. RefSeq names its product RIB43A domain with coiled-coils 2 (gene RIBC2). NCBI's taxonomy places the organism in Eukaryota, Metazoa, Chordata, Amphibia, Anura, Pelobatidae. The transcript has 7 exons. Bases 87 to 1226 code for a protein of 379 amino acids. The record is from RefSeq and is a predicted model, not a curated record.
ACGUCUCCCGGGGCAACGCGAUUCUCCAGAUCCUGGAAGAGACGGAAGUGUGUGGAGUGAAGCUGCGCUAAGCCUCAGGUACCGCCAUGCACAAGCUGCAGCUGCCCGUGGACCUGAAGGAGGCUGCCCUGCGGGAGAGUAGAAGGGAGGCCGAGCUGCAGCGGCAGGAGCGGGUCUUCAACGCCAGAGUCAGGACCAUCGGGAUUGACAAGCAGGCGUUGGACGUUCAAAUUCAUGAUAAAAAAGUGUAUAAAGAAAUUGAAAAUGAAAGACAAGAAGCGUAUGAUGCAGAAAUCAUCCAGAACGACCAAAUCGCCUGUCUGCUGGACGAGCGUCAGAAGGAAGACGUCCGGAAGCUGAAUGAAGCCAUCGGCGAGUUCCGUCUGCACUUCCAGAAGAGAGAGGACCGCAGGGAGUUUGACUUGUAUGACCCACAGGGUUUGAAGAAGGACCUCCCUGCGCGAGUGUGCGACUCGGACCCUCGCUGCAGCGUCUCAGGCGUUCAGAUUCUGAUGGGGGAAGAUUUAAAGGAGAAGAACAGGAAAAAAGAGCAACAGGAACAGCUGCGGGAAUGGUCUCUGCAGCAGCAGCAAGAGUGGGCGAAGACGUUAGAGGAGCACAAGAUGACCGAAAGUCUCUACGACAAGAUGAGAAUCGAAUUCGACCAAAAGGCAUUGGAAUUGCAGAAAAUGGAGGAAAAUGCAAGAAAAGCUAUGUGCGUUUUCACAAAGGAUUUCAAUAAAGCCCAGGCCGAGGAGACCACGGAGAGAAAAAAGCUGGAGAGGAAAAAGGAGACUGAAGACAACUCCGCGGAAAUCUCCAACCUCUCGGAAGGAGACCUGCUGUCUGAGAACCCCGAUCAAGCGGCGAGUGCUUUUGGGCCUCACCGAGUGGCCCCUGAUCGCUGGAAAGGAAUGAGCCCCGAGCAGCUGGAAGAAAUCAAAGCCGUUCAGCAGCAGCAGAUACAGGAGAAGAUGAGGCUGAAGGAGGAAGAGAGACUGAGGGAGGCUGAGCUCGAUCGGCGGAGGGUCCAGGAGGCCAGGGCGAUGCUGCUCUUAGAAAGACAGCAAAAACGCCAGGAACGGGAGCUGCGCAAAGUGCAGGAUCACCUGAACACCCAGCUCGCGCAAGCACACAAAGCACAAAAGAUCUACAUGGAGAGAGAAGUGUUUUCUAAUACCCCGACAGCUGAUUAUUUUAAACAGUUCAACACUACAAGCCGGUGAAGGUCAGAGGUCACCUUAGUGAUUAUGAAAUCACAACAGUGGCUUUGAGUGAAGCUGAUGACAUCACACGUACUUUAACACUUACUUGAAUUGCACCCGAGCAACGAUCUAUAUUAUUUUAUCUGAAUAACUGUGAAUUUCCGUGUAUUAUGUUCCUGUUCCGCGGCAGAGGGUUGGCGGGGAGGAAUAAAUCUGCUUUUCCCGUAACUUAUUUCAACUUUAUGAACUUGGAACUGUGCGAGUAAAUUUAUUCCUUACUCAUCAUGUGUC